GAAUGCCUCAACUAGAUAAAUUCACUUAUUUCACACAAUUCUUCUGGUCAUGCCUUUUCCUCUUUACUUUCUAUAAUCCUAUAUGCAAUGAUGGAGAUGGAGUACUUGGGAUCAGCAGAAUUCUAAAACUACGGAACCAACUGGUUUCACACUAGGAAAACAAGAUCCGGAGCAACGACCCCAACAGUUUGGAAGAUAUCUUGAGAAAAGGAUUUAGCACCGGUGUAUCCUAUAUGUACUCAAGUUUAUUCGAAGUAUCCCAAUGGUGUAACGCCGUCGACUUCUUAGGAAAAAGGAGGAAGAUGACUUUAAUCUCUUGUUUCGGAGAAAUAAGUGGCUCACGAGGAAUGGAUAGAAACAUAUUCUAUUUGAUCUCUAAGUCCAUACAUAGCAAUCCUGGGUGGGUCAUCACUUGUAAGAAUAACAUAAUUCUAAUCCAUGUUCCACACUGCCAAGGAAGCAUCGGUUUUUAAUCUCAUUAUGACUUAGUCGUUCGGAAGAGCAAUUAAUUCGAUCAGAAUAGUGGAAUCGAAGGCAAUAAAAGAAUGAAAUACUCAUUUCUUUUCCAAUCGCCCCGUGAAGACAGACGCUCGAAAAGGUUCUCGAGAUUCUCAAUCGCUCUUUUUAGUGGGGAGGAAUAGUGCGGGAAGGGGCAAGACCAAGCCGAGCCACUAGUAGAGUAAGUCCUUCCCACGUGUCAAGUUGAAUAUUAAUAAAUGAAUGCAGCCUCAACCAAAGAGAUCAACCUACACCUUUGAGUUGAGGCCGCUGGUGGCACAGAACGAACUAAUUCGCCACUAGUAAGUUUUCUGAAAGCGAAUUGAAUGGAAUUGUUCGUCGGUCAAACCAACGAUUCUCUUCUCAAAUUAAUAGAGAGAGUCUUUUUUCUAGUUAGACUUCUAUCAAUGGAAUGAAAGAACAAUCCCUUCCUAUUUCUUUUUUUGUCCUGUCAGAUAGAAAGAAAAUUAGACCCCAAAGAGCCCUUCUUUACUUUACUACUUUAGGGGGUGGGGGUGAAGGGGGGGUUUACAUAGAACCGAGGCAAAGUGGUUUAUGAUUGAAUCUCAGAGGUAUUCUUAACAUUUGGUAGAUCCAAGUCCAUGGCUUAUUUUGGGUUCACUCGGAGCAUUGGAAACAACCUUAGUAGGUGUGAUGUACAUGCACUCAUUUCAAGGGAGUGCAACACUUCUCAGUUUGGGCGUCAUAUUUCUCCUAUAUACCAUGUUCGUAUGGUGGCGCGAUGUUCUACGUGAAUCCACGUUCGAAGGACAUCAUACCAAAGUCGUACAAUUAGGACCUCGAUAUGGUUUUAUUCUAUUUAUCGUAUCGGAGGUUAUGUUCUAUUUUGCUCUUUUUCGGGCUUCUUCUCAUUCUUCUUUGGCACCUACUGUAGAGAUCGGAGGAAUUUGGACCCCAAAAGGGAUUGCGGUUUUAGAUCCUUGGGAAAUCCCUUUACUUAAUACCCUUAUUCCCCUUUCAUCUGGAGCUGUCAUAACUUGGGCUCAUCAUGCUAUGCUCGCGGGGAAGGAAAAAUGAGCAGUUUACGCUUUUGUAGCUACCGUUUCACUGUCUCUAGUAUUCACAUGCUUUCAAGAAAUGGAAUAUUAUCAAGCACCCUUCACUAUUUCGAAUAGUAUUUAUGGUUCUACCUUUUUCUUAGCAACUGGCUUUCAUGGUUUUCAUGUGAUUAUAUGUACUAUUUACUCGAUCAUAUGUGGUAUUCACCAAUAUCUUGGUCAUCUGACCAAGGAGCAUCACAUUGUCUUUGAAGCAGCUGGAUGGUACUGGCAUUUUGUAGACGUGGUUUGGUUAUUCCUAUUUGUCUCUAUCUAUUGGUGGGGUAUGGACUAUGAGUUACUUGCCUCAUCAGACGAGGCUGCUUGGUCAUUCUCUCCAAACCCUGUAGAUGAUUUGGCAUUGGACCCUGUAGCAUGGGCAGACUUGGAUCGUGAAGAGUGGCCAGACUCGGAGCCUGAAGUAUGGGCAGACUCGAACCCAGACAUAGACCCCUCUGAACUAGAAGCAGCCCCAGUUGGAGCUCGCCGUCUAUCAACACUUGAAGGGCUACACAAUGGAGAUCGGAUUGGCCUCGUAUGGAGUGUUUUUUGGCUCCCUGAAGAGCUUUCACAUGACCGGCAAACUCUUAUUCCAAUUUCUAUAGGACCUAGAUACAACUCUUUAUCUGUUUUCCAUUCUUCUCGCUCAAACAAGGUCAAGGCUGUUGUAAGCAGUUUUGAUCUCAAGCACCUAUCACGGUUUUUGAGUAGCUCUGAUCCACCCAAGCAGUUACAAUUGCUUCACCUGGAGCUGCGAUAA
Solanum stenotomum is the source of this 2316-nucleotide messenger RNA. RefSeq names its product cytochrome c oxidase subunit 3. Gene Ontology annotation, biological process: mitochondrial electron transport, cytochrome c to oxygen. NCBI's taxonomy places the organism in Eukaryota, Viridiplantae, Streptophyta, Magnoliopsida, Solanales, Solanaceae. Gene Ontology annotation, cellular component: membrane; mitochondrion. The record is from RefSeq and is a predicted model, not a curated record. The transcript has 4 exons. Gene Ontology annotation, molecular function: cytochrome-c oxidase activity.